Molecule: messenger RNA, 1443 nt
Organism: Lachnellula hyalina
Lineage: Eukaryota; Fungi; Ascomycota; Leotiomycetes; Helotiales; Lachnaceae
Gene: slc16a12
Product: Monocarboxylate transporter
Exons: 4
Coding region: 1-1443 (480 amino acids)
Biological process (GO): transmembrane transport
Cellular component (GO): fungal-type vacuole membrane
Molecular function (GO): transmembrane transporter activity
Source: RefSeq, a predicted model, not a curated record
AUGCCGCAAAAUGAAAGCGUUACUCUCCAUGAGCUGCAGUCGUCUUCGCCAGACAUCCGCGAGCAAGAUCCCGACGGCCCGGACCCCGCCCAAGAUGUAUCCUACGAAUCCAGCACAGAUCGGAACUAUACCAGCCAAAACAAUUCACAUAGGACGAGGCUCGGCCAUAUUGCAGCUUCCGAUCUGGGUGCAUGCUUUGCUAUGAGUUAUGGCGUAUUCCAGGAAUACUAUUAUGAGAACUGGACGCUGGAUGGGAGUCGUGCACAGACUGGUAUUAUCGGUACGACCCAGAAUGGGGUUAUGUAUCUCUCUAUGCCUUUCUUAUUCGCCUUGUUUACCAAACGAUGGGCUCGUUGGCGCCAGACUGCUGCUCUUUGUGGAACCGUGCUUGCUUGCCUCAGUUUCAUACUGUCUUCUUUCAGCACCAACGUAUGGCAUUUGAUUGUGACACAAGGAGUCAUGGCAGCAUUAGGAUGUGCCCUUAUCUACAGUCCAAUGACACUGUCACUUGGAGAAUGGUUUCAAGCCAGAGCCAGCAAUCAGGGCGCUGUCAACCGAGCGGUAGCAUACGGAGUCGUCCUGUCCAGCAAAAACAUCGUGGGUUCCACAUGCCCCUUUCUCUUCCGGGGUCUUCUUGACCACUACGAAUUUCGCGCUACCAUGAGAAUCUGGACAGCUCUUUUAGGCGGAAUCUGUCUUCUUGGAAUAGCUCUGAUACCCACCCAUCCUACGAGCAUGCCGAAUGCUUCGCGGACCCAUCGAACUCCCAAAAUCCCAUGGCAUUUUCUCCGCCACAAGACUUUCUACAUCUACAGCACUGCCAUUAUAUUCCAAAGCGCUGGAUAUGGUAUCCCGCAAACAUACAUCAACCAGUACGGCAAAGAGAUUACCAUGCUAUCUCAGACCUGGGCCACCCUUCUCCUCACCCUAUUCAACGUCCCCGGUAUCAUAGCCUCUUCAUUCUUCGGCUACCUGAGCGACAACAAGCUCUUCCCUCUCUCAGCAGCAACCGUGGCCUCCAUACCCCCCAUCAGCUCCGCUUGCUCUGCGUUCCUCCUCUGGGGUCUGACAUCGCAAGGUAGUGGGGGCCUAGCCCUGCUAAUCCUAUUCUCAAUCACCUUUGGCUUCUUUUCCAGCGGCUAUAGCGCCACCUGGGGCGGUUUCCUCAACGAGCUAGAGCGCGAAGCUGCACAGGCCAAUGAAGCAAUUGAUGCGGGCAUGAUGUAUGGAUUGCUGAAUGGUGCGAGGGGUAUCGGAUAUGUGAGUGGAGGUUUCGCCAGUGUGCCUCUGCUCAAAGCGGGCAGCGGUUUCAGCGGAAAGUUCGCCUAUGGCACGACUUUCGGGCCUCUUAUCAUCUUCACAGGUCUCACCUCCGUAUUGGGUGGGUGUGUUUUGAUACGGAAAUGGGAGAAACAGCUGCUUCGUAUAUUCAGUUUCGCCUGA